CGCUGCAGUGUUUUCUGCGCCCUGGGGCCACAGUGUUUUCAACGGGACUCAACUUACUACUUGCUGGACUCGCCAUGGCCGCUUGAGCCUGCUGAAAUAUUCUUCUUCCGUUAUCAUUUGGUCGUAGCGUUUGGAUAGACUUUUUUUUCAGACAUACUUUCGCCUUCUCUUUCGUAGUUUUUAUGUCAAGGAACAAGGAUGCAGCCUCCGCCGAGAAAGGUCCGGGUCACCCAGGAGUUGAAACACAUUCAUGCUGAGCAGAUGAGCAGAUUACAGAUCAAACACCAGACAGAGUGUGACCUGCUCGAAGACCUGAGGACUUUCAGCCAAAAGAGGGCAGCUAUAGAGCGGGACUACGCCCAGGCCCUGCAGAAGCUGGCAAAUCAGUAUUUAAAGAGAGAAUGGCCAGAGACAGAAGAACCGUCAGACCACAGGAACAUGUAUUGUGUUUGGAGGGCCUAUUUGGAGGGUAUGGUCCAGGCAACGCAGUCCAGAAUAAGCACCUGCGACAACUACAAAGUCCAGGUGGCCGACGCAGCCAAGACAGCACGACUGCAGAAGGAGCAGCAGCUUAGGAAGUGUAUUGAGCAGCUGACUGUGGUCCAAGCUGAGCUGCAGGAGUCGGUGAAGGAGCUGACCAAGAGCAGGAAGAAGUACCAGGAGGCCGAGACGAUGGCGCAGGCAGUCCGAGAGAAGGCAGAGCUGGACGCAAAGUCAAAGCUGAGUCUCUUCCAGUCCAGAUCCAGUCUUCAGAGGGCCAGCGUAAAGCUGAAAGCAAAGCGGAGCGAGUGCAACUCCAAAGCCACGCACGCCAGAAACGACUACCUUCUCAUGCUUGCAGCCGCGAAUGCGCACCAGCAGCGCUACUACAACACAGACCUCAUUGACUGCAUCAAGAUUUUAGAUGGGAGGAUCUACGAGCAGGUAAAGGAUUACCUGGUGUCACUGUGUCAGACAGAGCUAGAAGCCUACCAGGCUGUCCACAACAUCUUCAACCAGAUCCUCAACAGCUCAAAUGGGGUUCUGCAGGAGUUUCACCAGCAGCUGUUUGUGCAGAAGAACAUGGCGUUCCAGCAAGCACCAGACUUGAUGUUCCAGCCUGUCGACUCAGACACGGUGGUGCAACUGCAGAAAGAGAGCGGGACGGCAGAGGAGCACACUCUGGAUAAGGAGGCGAGGAAAUGGGCGAGCCGCGUGGCCCGAGAAUACAAGAGCAUCAUCCACACUCAGAAGGCCCUGGAGGAGUACGGGACCCAGGAAGCUUCGGAGCCAAACAACAGCGAGCUGGAGAUCAAGAUGGAGGUGGCCAGACAGAGUCUCCGGAGGGCAGAGACGGUGAAAGCGAAAGCCGAGGCCCGGCUGGACCUGCUAAGGGAGGCGGGAGUCCCGGUUGAAACGUGGCUGAAGAGUGCGAUGAACCAGGUGAUGGAGGAGCUGGAGAACGAGCGCUGGAACAACCUCAGUACCCACGAUCCUUCACUCUCCGUAACAGCAGAUUUGGAGCGAGAGGAUGAAGAGGAGAUGGAGGACAGCGGUGAAGUGUUGGAUGACAGCAGCUCCAGCCCCUCCAGCACCUUGAAAAACUAUCCACUCACCUGCAAAGUGCUCUACUCCUACAAGGCUUCUCAGCCGGACGAGCUGACCAUCGAGGAGCAGGAAAUCUUGGAGGUCAUCGAUGAUGGCGACAUGGAGGACUGGGUCAAGGCCAGAAACCGUAGCGGACAGGUGGGCUACGUCCCGGAGAAAUACCUGCAGCUGCCCUCCUCCAACAGCCUGCUGAGCAUGCUGCAGUCGCUGGCCGCGCUGGACGCCCGAUCCCAUUCCUCCAGCAACUCCACCGAACCUGAAACCGAACUCCCAACCGGCUCCGUCAACGGAGACUCCAGUGUUUCAUUCGCAAAGGCUUUGUACGACUACGCGGGACAAACGGAAGAUGAGCUGUCGUUCCCAGAAGGCGCCAUCAUCCGCAUCCUCAGCAGAGAGACCCACGAGGACGAUGGCUUCUGGGAGGGCGAGUUUAACGGCGUUGUUGGUGUGUUCCCCGCAGUUCUUGUGGAGGAUCUCACCGUGACCAGCGAGAAUGGAGAUGGGCAAAGAGACGGCAGCGCACAGGCUUCCCCGUCCACACUCUCUCAGUGCGACCGCUCCCCUCGUGGUCCCUUCCAGCCGGGACCUCUCCACAGCAGCCCCCUUCAGACCCCCACGGUGUCCUCUCCAGUGUCGAGUCCCUGCAGCGCCACAGCCUCUCCCAUUGGCCGACCACCCUCCUAUCACAACGGACACCACAGACCGCCGCCGGCUCCACACAAAAGCCCCUUUCACAGUCCAGCACAAAGCUCCCCCCAACCCCCCAAAUACCCGGAGAGCGGCGGUGGCACCAUCCGACCCGUACGUGCCGCACCUCCGCCCCCGAAACAGCAUCCUCGCGGGCAGGUGAAGCGGCGAGAGGAGGUUGAGAUCACACUGGUGUGAAGGCGGCACCCCCUCGAGCAGGGACUCGUAAAAACACUCCCAAAGGAAACCCAAGGAAACUUAAAAACUCCUGAAGACGCCUGGAGACGGAAGAAGCCCCCCCACUCGGAGAAGGAACACCGCUGCGCCUUUUUCUUUUAACUUCCCGUUCAGUGUUCUUGUUUCUCAACACUACUUUACCCAGAGUUUGUACAAGGCUUCAUUCUCACCCCCGAACAGUUAAUAAGGUGAUAACGAGCAAAAGAAGUUGAUAGAAAAGUUAACAUCAUUUUAUCCGUUAGUAAAAAUCGGUGUGUUUGGACUCGCUGGCUGAUAUUUUAGGGAGUCGAGCUCAUUCGUUCCCUUGCAGAGAGCUCAGUGUGGUAUCAUUCAUCAGUUCGAGCAGCCAGUUUGGUUCUAAAGAACAUGCAGCUGACUGAAUGAGGCGUUUCAUGAUAUUUAACACACCGACAGCAUAAAACAGAGUCGUUAGCUGAUGAGCAGACCCUGGAUUUUCUGUUGUUUGAGACUCGGUCAAAGCAGCGUUUCAUGUUAAAGUAAAACAUGUUAGACUGGACUGACCUUGACCUUUGAGAGGUCAAACUGAAGGAAGCGUUUGUGUUUUACCUUCAUUUUUCUGUUUACGAACAAAGACACGAGUCUGCAGAACAUAUCGUCGAUCAGGCCUCUGUUCCCUAGAUUUAGACACAUUUCACACCCCUUCAGUGAGUCUUGAUAAUUUCAGCUGUGUUCUGAAAUGAGAAACUGAACCCUUGAACACAUCAGGGAACUGUUCACAGAGGUCCCAGAGACCUCUAUAGGACCAGAAGUCUUUUGCAGACGCAGGGGUCGCCCCCUGGUGGCCUGUAAAUAGAGUACAGUUUUUUUUUGUUGCUUCACUUUUCCAACCUGGCAGCUGUGUCAAUGUUCUGAUGUCUGUGGUCCUUUUUGGCAGUGACGUCAUUCCCGAGUUUGUGCAUUCCAGCAGGAAAGUCAGAAAAGCAAAGUAAGAUGGGAUUUAUUUUAGCUGCAGCACGUUCAUUGAUAGAAUGUGGUAAGUGCUUAGCGUGUGACUCAUAUCAUGAGUCACAAAUACAGGUGAGUGACAGAGCAGAUUAUGUUUAUGUUCUCUGUCACCAUCUUGGAUUGUUGAGGCUGCUCUGACUUUCCAAGAAGGAAAUACUAGUUGAUGAAAAUUACUACUGGGAGCUCAGGAAUUCCGACUUCCGACUCAAUCUGGAAUGCACCGUAAGCCAAGGGCCAACAAGACAACAGCAGAUAUUUUGACGUCGCCCCCUGGUGACAGGACAAGGUUACAGCACCAUUGUACAACCACACCGCUGCCUUCAGUGACCUUGCUUUUUAGGUGUAACCACUUUUCUGUAUCUCUGUUGACACUUAAUCGCAAAAAAAAAAUGUUGUUUGAAGUCAAAAUACAAAGAAAUUGUGAGCAGUAAUCAGCAAAAAUAGUCUGAUUAUCGCUAAUUACAUCAUCAGCAAACCAUAAAUCAAUUCUCUGUUUUCACCUGAGCGAUCUUUAGGCUGCCCGUGCUCCACACGGGUAUUGCACAUGUUUUCACUUCUUUUUUGGCUUCAUUAGUCGAUUAUGUUUAAGAUAAACUGCCUCCUGGCUCUGGUUUCACAUUAAAGUCUCUGCAAGAAAACAGAUAAGUUCUUCCUUCAGCUCGUCGGAAAACAUCACUUCUAACUGAUCGUGUUAUGGAUGCCUUAGCUGCAGAAUUUCUCCUCGUUUAUGGAUUGAAGAAAGAAUUUUUUAUGUUAUAGUUAUGAUUUCGCCCCCGUUGUGUCUCACGUCAUAGCUCUUUGUUACCACCAUCAGAUUCACGUCUAUGCAACAGAGCUGCACUUGUGAGCAAACCAAAAGUCUCGAAAAGAGGCUGGUCCUCUCCGCCGACACACGUGACCGCUCGCGGUUACACAAACAAGGGAAAAGUGGCAAUUUUUACCUGUGAUUGUUUUGGAUCCCUUAUCUUUUUUUCCCCUUCUAAUGUUUAGGAAAAGUUUAAAGUGGGAAACAUAGCACUUAAACACACAAACACACAGUCUAACUCUUUUGUUUUUAUGUUGCAUAAUACAGAGAAAAACUGUUUUUACGACACUAAUGAUGCCAGUAACAGUCGCUGUUGGGGAGGACAGUUUACACUGAGCAUGUGCAGUUUAAAGAUGCCUUUUAUUUUUAAGGAGGAAACCAUCCUGAGCUGCUAGCUGUCCAGUUUAAAAUCUAUAGUGAAGCACUUUCUGAUGUCUUCUUAUUCCUUUUCAGUAUUGUGGAUGUUUUGUUCAAUAUUUCCUUUUUGAUGUUUGUUUACCAGCCGUAUUGGUAUCAAUAUUUCCUGUUAUUUAGCCGUAAAUAGCCAUUGUAGUGUCUUUGAUUGAGAUAUGACUUAUCGAUCGUAUUGAUAAUUUACGGAGAGCUUAGAGAUGGAUAUCUGUGUAAGUAAUGGCACAGCUUUUUUCCCCUUUUUUGUUUUUAGAAUUAAGAUUUUAAGAAAAGAAAAACAAUUAAACCGUAGCUGAAUCUGAUCAGAGGAAAAGAGGUAUCCGUCAGCUGUGACGCUGCGUUCUCGUUGAUCUCCUUGAGAUCUGAAUGACAUCAAACUUAUUUUUGAAGUUUGCAUUUACCCUGUUGUAUUAAAAGAAUACCUAAAGUUUCUUUUCCAUUAGAGAAUUUUUUGUUAACCUGUUUACUGGUCUCGAUUAUGCAUCAAGUCAGAAUCUGAAAUUCAUUUUCUUAAAGGACGUAAAAACUCCCACGUUUUACAGCGUCGGCUAUGCGGAGGCUGCCAGGCGUCGUAUUUACACACCCAUGGAUGUUUAACUGUAUUUAUUGCGUACAAAUAAAUGUGAAAUAAAGAUAGCUUAAAUGGAA
Maylandia zebra (zebra mbuna) is the source of this 5341-nucleotide messenger RNA. Its product is annotated as F-BAR and double SH3 domains protein 2. Gene Ontology annotation, cellular component: recycling endosome; neuromuscular junction. Lineage: Eukaryota; Metazoa; Chordata; Actinopteri; Cichliformes; Cichlidae. Gene Ontology annotation, molecular function: protein binding. The record is from RefSeq and is a predicted model, not a curated record. Gene Ontology annotation, biological process: neuromuscular synaptic transmission; regulation of actin filament polymerization.